UAAAUCUGCCACUAUUCCGUGCUGCGGGGACACCAUGGCUCCAGAGGAUGACGCCGGAGGGGAGGCCCUUGGAGGCAGCUUCUGGGAGGCUGGCAACUACCGGCGGACAGUGCAGCGGAUAGAGGAUGGGCAUCGGCUAUGUGGAGACCUAGUCAGCUGCUUCCAGGAGCGCGCUCGCAUUGAGAAGGCCUAUGCCCAGCAGCUGGCCGACUGGGCCCGCAAGUGGAGGGGCGCCGUGGAGAAGGGCCCCCAGUAUGGAACUCUGGAGAAGGCCUGGCAUGCAUUCUUCACGGCGGCCGAGCGUCUGAGCGAGCUGCACCUGGAGGUGCGGGAGAAGCUGCAGGGGCCCGACAGUGACCGGGUGCGCACCUGGCAGCGGGGGGCCUACCACCGGCCUGUGCUGGGGGGCUUCCGUGAGAGCCGCACCGCCGAGGACAGCUUCCGCAAGGCCCAGAAGCCCUGGCUCAAGCGGCUGAAGGAGGUUGAGGCUUCCAAGAAGAGCUACCACGCGGCCCGGAAGGACGAGAAGACCGCCCAGACCCGAGAGAACCACUCGAAGGCCGACAGCGCAGUCUCGCAGGAGCAGCUUCGGAAGCUGCAGGAGCGUGUGGAGCGCUGUGCCAAGGAGGCUGAGAAGAUGAAAACCCAGUAUGAGCAGACACUGGCCGAAUUGCACCGCUACACCCCACGCUACAUGGAGGACAUGGAGCAGGCUUUUGAGGCCUGCCAGGCUGCCGAGCGUCAGCGGCUGGUCUUCUUCAAGGACGUUCUGCUCACGCUACACCAGCACCUGGACCUCUCUAGCAGUGAGAGGUUCCAAGAGCUUUAUCGCAACCUGCGCCAGGGCCUUGAGGCGGCCAGCGAUGAAGAGGACCUGCGCUGGUGGCGUAGCACCCAUGGGCCGGGCAUGGCCAUGAACUGGCCGCAGUUUGAGGAGUGGUCCCUGGACACACAGAGGAUGAUCACCCGGAAGGAGAAAGGGGGCCGGAGCCCUGAUGAGGUUACCCUGACCAGCAUCAUGCCCACAAGAGAUGGCGCUGCACCCCCACCCCAGUCCCCAGGGUCCCCAGGCAGUAGGCAGGAUGAGGACUGGUCAGAUGAAGAGAGUUCCCGGAAGACCACCACUGGAGUACGAGUGAGGGCACUCUACGAUUACGCCGGCCAGGAAGCUGAUGAGCUGAGCUUCCGAGCAGGGGAAGAGCUACUGAAGAUGAGCGAGGAGGAUGAGCAAGGCUGGUGCCAGGGCCAGCUGCAGAGUGGCCGCAUCGGCUUGUACCCUGCCAACUACGUGGAGUGUGUGGGGGCUUGA
This is a messenger RNA of Elephantulus edwardii (Cape elephant shrew), 1309 nucleotides long. It is a transcript of the gene PACSIN3, whose product is annotated as protein kinase C and casein kinase substrate in neurons 3. The transcript has 8 exons. Gene Ontology annotation, cellular component: plasma membrane; endosome; cytoplasm. The coding region runs from base 35 to 1309 and encodes 424 amino acids. Gene Ontology annotation, molecular function: protein binding; phospholipid binding. Lineage: Eukaryota; Metazoa; Chordata; Mammalia; Macroscelidea; Macroscelididae. Gene Ontology annotation, biological process: regulation of endocytosis; cytoskeleton organization; plasma membrane tubulation. The record is from RefSeq and is a predicted model, not a curated record.